Molecule: messenger RNA, 765 nt
Organism: Entamoeba dispar SAW760
Lineage: Eukaryota; Evosea; Mastigamoebida; Endamoebidae
Exons: 1
Coding region: 1-765 (254 amino acids)
Source: RefSeq, a predicted model, not a curated record
AUGGAACAAAUUACUGAAGAAGCAAUUAAUCAAAGCAUAAUUGAAAAAGAUACUAAUAAAACAAUUCAAUUAUGUGAGCUAUACCUUAAAAAUAUUGUCGUCCCAGGAAAACAAUCAAAAGAAGUUGAAAAUGUAUUUAUUCAUUAUCUCCAUGCCAUAUCAAAUACUGAUGAGUACGAGAAAAUUAAAAAAAUGUUUGACCAACUAUAUAGUAAGAUAAGUGAUGCUUCAGAUAAUGUUGCUAUAAUGUACAUCAAUGCCUUAGUUCUUAAUGAUAAGAUAGAAGAUGCUGCUACUUUUUCAGCUCAUUACCUAAUUGAGAAAAAGAGAAUAAAUGAACUAAGUGAAGAAAAAGAAAUUGUUGAAAAAAUGAUAAACACUUUAAAAGAAAUCAAAUUAGAUAAUACCUCUAAUCCUCAAAUCGUUGAAUUAGUAAACCAAUUAAUAACAGAAAUGUUGAAAGAAGUAGAUUGGGAAAAUGAAAUUAAGAUUCAACUUGAAAAUGUGUUAAAUGCUGAUCUUGUUCCAGAACAAAAAGAUGAUGACGAAACUGAAGAAGAAGAGGUUACAGAAAAAAAUCUCCAAACCACACAAACUACUUUCUUAAAUAAUUGUACAAGAGAAUUAUGGAGAAGUGCUUGCAGUCUUCUUGAUUAUAUAAAGGGUAUAAUGAGAAAACCAACCUGUAAUGAAAUAGUAAUGAUCGGUGUUGGUGCAGCAGCUGUAAUUGGGGGAAUUUAUACCUUAAGAAAAAUGAAAAAAUAA